Molecule: messenger RNA, 678 nt
Organism: Pocillopora meandrina
Lineage: Eukaryota; Metazoa; Cnidaria; Anthozoa; Scleractinia; Pocilloporidae
Source: the annotation of a GenBank genome assembly
AUGGAUCUUGUGAGGGAUGCUGUUGACUCAAUCUACUCCAGAUAUUGUGAUAACUUUUCUGUUUCACCCAGGAAGUCGCUUGAGAUCUCUUCUUUUGUGGUGAUUCGGGGCGAGGAAUUGCUCUGUUAUUUUCUUGGCGAGAAUAGCUGGUGCACAUUACGUAAGAUACCAUCUGAAUAUGGCAAGUUACAGCAUUUAUUUCCUUGCAAAGGGGAUUUGUACAGUACUGCAAGGCCAAAAUCAGUUAUAGUAAGCUACAAUCCACACACCAAUAGUUGGACGCGGUUAACAAAUAUUGGAGAAGACACAUAUUUGCUGAAAAUAUAUGUUGGAAAUGACGAAUCGUACGCUUUGCUGUCUGAUGUAUGCACAUCUUGUAUAGAUAGUCACAUAAGAUCUUUGGAAAAUGAUCUAUGUGACAGAGCUCACAGCACUUUCAUCUCUAAGUAUAAACCAGAACCACAAUCAUGGCAGAAAAUCUUAUCUCUUCAUCUUUUUUAUCACUUUGUGAGGCGAGACUUUUGUAUUGUAGCCAGUGAGCAUUUCAUCUAUUUUAUUGGCGGCCUUGUUUGUGUAAAUAUGCUUAAAAAGUACCUGAGCGACGUUGACAGAUAUGACCUUAGCAAACACCAGUGGAAGAAAGUAGCUGACAUUCGAAUUGCAAAAAGAAGAGCGAUC